AUGUUGGGAAGUGCAACUAAGAGUUUUGCGGAUAUAGUUAUGUCUGGUGAAAUGAUUGAGAAUGCAAUAAGGUGCGGCAAGAGAGAGGCAGGGGAAAGCACCCGGAGGUUAGCCCCAAAAAAGAAAGAAAAUGAAGUCAGCAAUGUGAAUAUGGGUUAUGCGAAACCAAUCAUGGUAAAUCAACUGAAAGUGGUAGCCACGGGCCAGCAAGCUUCGCUAAGACAGGAGCCCAAUACAAAGCAGAACACGGAGAAGCCCCAGUUUACUCCCAUUCCAGUAACGUAUCGGGAGCUAUAUAAAAGAAAUCCAUUACCCAGUCAUACUGAUAAAGGGGUAAACGCAAUAGUCAAUAAUAUGGGGAGGAGAAUUAAGUUGGUUGUGGCAGAAGUGAGAACCCCGAUGAGGGAGGUUUUGAAGAAGAUAGUGGAGAAAGGUCUAGUCAUGCAAGACUUUGGGAGCAAAUCCCGAGAAGCAGGGAACUAUUGUGAGUUCCAUGGAGAGGAGGACCAUGAGAUAGAAGAAUGUAAUAAAUUUAGGGCCUUGGUACAGGCUUUAGUGGACAACAAAGAACUGAAGUUCUUUGAGUUUACUGAGAAAGAAUAUGUAUGUUCCUCGGAGGAGGGGUUGAUAGAGAAGGUUACUGAGGUCAAUCACCCAGUGGUGAUCAUUUCGCGACCGAAAAUUAAUGAAGUUGGAGCAAAAAUUACACUGAGAGUUGUAAUACAGAGACCCGCGGCUUUUCUAUAUAAGGAUAACAAAAGGGUGCCUUGGAAUUACAACUGUAAUGUGACAUAUCCAGGGGAGGAGAGUCUGGUCAGCAUGCCAAGUACAAAGGCCGAGCUUGGAAAAGGGAAGUCCGUGAUGAUUGAACAAGGGAAAGAGAGGACAAAACCACUGGUUAAUGAACCAGUAACUGAAGAUGAAGCUAAAGAAUUUUUGAAGUUCCUAAAACAUAGUGAGUAUAGUGUUGUGGAACAGUUGCACAAGCAGCCGGCAUACACAUCAGUACUAGCUCUGCUUCAAAACUCGGAGGUUCACCAAAAUGCAUUGAUGAAGGUGUUGAACGAGACCUAUGUCACUGAAGAUAUUUCAGUGAACAAGCUAGACUGCCUUAUCAGUAACAUAAGCGCCGAUAACUUCAUCUCCUUCAGUGACAAUGAAAUACCACCAGGGGGUAUGGGAUCCACCAAGGCUUUACACAUCACCACUCGUUGCAAAGGGUAUACACUACCGGGGGUAUUAAUUGAUAAUGGGUUAGCACUGAAUGUUUUGCCCUUGUCCACAUUAAAUAGGUUACCAAUUGACAGCUCUCAUAUGAAGACAUGCCAGAACAUAGUGAGGGCAUUUGAUGGCACUGAGAGGAAAGUGAUGGGAAGGAUUGAGAGGCCUUGGAGUCGCUCGGCAGGGGCAGUACCGUCAUCGUUACACCAAAAGUUAAAGCUGGUGAAGGAGGGCCAUUUGAUAACAAUAAAUGCUGAGGAGGACAUUAUUGCAUCCGUUACUAGUAGUGCACCGUAUAUAGAAAAUGAUGAAAAAGAAAUUGAGUGUUCCUUUCAGUCAUUGGAAUUUGUAAAUGCAACUUUCAUUAUUGAAUGGGGCAGGGUCCCAAUGCCAAGAAUAUCUAAGGCUACGAGGAUAAGCUUGCAAUUAACAGUGGGAAAGAGAGGUGGAGUUAUUUAUCCUGAAUUGAAGAUGAAAAGAGAGGGAACAGUUGAAGACGCAAUGGAAAAUUUGAAUAUCAAUGUCAUAUCUGAAGAGAAAGUGAUAAAACAUGACUUAGCAAGCAUUCGUCCUUAUGAGCAUGGAAGUAUUCUGAACAACUGGACUGCGGAGGAAAUUCCAGUAGUUUUUAGUGCUAAUACAGAGUAA
Molecule: messenger RNA, 1869 nt
Organism: Gossypium arboreum
Lineage: Eukaryota; Viridiplantae; Streptophyta; Magnoliopsida; Malvales; Malvaceae
Exons: 4
Coding region: 1-1869 (622 amino acids)
Source: RefSeq, a predicted model, not a curated record